Messenger RNA from Dufourea novaeangliae, 330 nucleotides. RefSeq names its product A-kinase anchor protein 14-like. Bases 1 to 330 code for a protein of 109 amino acids. Lineage: Eukaryota; Metazoa; Arthropoda; Insecta; Hymenoptera; Halictidae. Gene Ontology annotation, cellular component: cAMP-dependent protein kinase complex. Gene Ontology annotation, molecular function: protein kinase A regulatory subunit binding. The record is from RefSeq and is a predicted model, not a curated record. The transcript is spliced from 3 exons.
AUGGAAUCGUGGAAUGCAUUACCACUUUUAAAGGACUGGAUGUUCCAUACAACCUUCAUUGGUCUAAAAUAUGAAGUGGGGACAGAAAUUUACAUGUACCAGGUCCUCUGGAGUGUUCCAACUCCAGCUUAUCCUGAACCCCAAGUUACAGUCAGUGUGAACUUCUACAUUAUGGCAAACCAUUCUCAUCCCCCUCAUUAUCCUGUUAAUGUUUUGUAUAGAUUCGAAGGAUACGAAUAUUUACACAGGCUCAGUAUGAUCUUCAGGCCCAAAUGGUUGUACGACAUCUUCGACAUGAAAACGAUGAUGUUUCAGUCUUUCGAUUUCUGA